GGAUAGUGAGUGAGUGUGUGUGUGAGAGAGAGAGAGAGCGCUUGUGCGCUUGACGUUUGUACUUUUCGAUAUAGACGCAUCGCGUAAAAUUAGGAAAUUUGUAUCAUUUUCACCCCGAGGUACUUAAAUUGCAGGAGAUUAUACACAUUUUUAGGCGUAUCAGAAGCUAGAAAUAGACAAAUAGGAACCCAAAAUGACUGAUUAUAGCGAUUUAGAUCGGCAGAUAGAGCAGCUGAAGCGAUGCGAGAUCAUCAAGGAGAACGAAGUGAAGGCGUUGUGCGCGAAGGCCCGCGAGAUUCUCGUGGAGGAGGGCAAUGUGCAGCGCGUGGACUCUCCUGUGACAGUGUGUGGUGACAUCCACGGGCAGUUCUAUGAUUUGAAGGAGCUGUUCAAGGUGGGCGGCGACGUCCCAGAGACAAAUUACCUGUUCAUGGGGGACUUUGUUGAUCGGGGCUACUACAGCGUGGAGACCUUUCUGCUGUUGCUCGCCCUCAAAGUGCGCUACCCCGAUCGGAUAACGCUGAUCCGUGGCAAUCACGAGUCACGACAGAUCACACAGGUUUACGGCUUCUACGACGAGUGCAUGCGGAAGUACGGCUCCGUAACUGUGUGGCGCUACUGCACGGAGAUCUUCGACUAUCUCAGCUUGUCGGCCAUCAUUGACGGCCGGAUCUUCUGCGUGCACGGCGGCCUCAGCCCCUCCAUCCAGUACCUCGACCAGAUCCGCUCCAUCGAUCGCAAGCAGGAGGUGCCCCACGACGGCCCCAUGUGCGACCUGCUGUGGAGCGACCCGGAGGACACGCAGGGCUGGGGCGUGUCGCCGCGCGGCGCCGGAUACCUCUUCGGCAGCGACGUGGUGGCGCAAUUCAACACUGCCAACGACAUUGACAUGAUCUGCCGGGCGCAUCAGCUGGUCAUGGAGGGCUACAAGUGGCACUUCAACGAAACCGUACUCACCGUGUGGUCUGCUCCCAACUACUGCUAUCGUUGCGGCAAUGUGGCGGCUAUUCUGGAGCUGAACGAGCAUCUGCAGAGAGAUUUUACCAUCUUUGAAGCAGCACCGCAAGAAAGUCGAGGCAUUCCGUCGAAAAAGCCCCAGGCGGACUACUUCUUAUAGACG
This is a messenger RNA of Phlebotomus argentipes, 1120 nucleotides long. RefSeq names its product serine/threonine-protein phosphatase 4 catalytic subunit (gene Pp4-19C). Bases 194 to 1117 code for a protein of 307 amino acids. The record is from RefSeq and is a predicted model, not a curated record. The transcript has 4 exons. Lineage: Eukaryota; Metazoa; Arthropoda; Insecta; Diptera; Psychodidae. Gene Ontology annotation, molecular function: protein serine/threonine phosphatase activity. Gene Ontology annotation, biological process: peptidyl-serine dephosphorylation; double-strand break repair via homologous recombination. Gene Ontology annotation, cellular component: nucleus; cytoplasm.